GGUCGUGUCCGAGAUAAUAGCAGAAGUCCCCGGCGGACCAUGGGGCUGACGGAGCCGCUGCUCGCGCUGCUGUGGCUCCGCUGCGCUCUGCUCUGUGCAGCAGGCUGCAGUGAGCGAGUGGAGGUCCACACAGAGCGCAGAGGUGUGAUCUACAGUCCCUCCUGGCCUUUAAACUACCCCCCUGGAGUCAACUGCAGCUGGCAUAUCCAGGGGGGUCAGGGAGAGGUCAUCACCAUCAGUUUCCGUAGCUUCGACCUGGCGGAGUCAGGGAGUUGUGUGGGAGACUGGCUUCUGCUGACUCCAUCGUGGAGCGGGGAAACCAGGCUGUGUGGCUCCACGCUGCCGCCGCCCUUCAUCUCCACCAGGGGGCGUGUUUGGCUCUAUUUCCACUCGCAGGCCAACAGCUCCGGGCAAGCCCAGGGCUUCCGCCUCUCCUACAUCAGAGGUCACCUGGGUCAGAGCAGCUGUCAGUCUGAUGAGUUCUUGUGCGGGAACGGGAAGUGUCUUCCCCGCUCCUGGAAGUGCAACGGUCAGGAUGAAUGCGGCGAUGCCACCGACGAACGCAGCUGCUCCCCUCCUCCCACCGAGGCCCAGCCUGGCCUCUGCCCCCUCGGCUCCCUCCCGUGCACCGAGGCCCAGUCCACCCGCUGUCUGCCCGCCUCCCUGCGCUGCAACGGAGCCCGCGACUGUCCCGACGGCACCGACGAGCUGGGGUGCCCCGACACCACCUGUGGCAAACGUCUGGGGAACUUCUACGGCUCCUUUGCUUCCCCAGAUUUUUUCCGGGCUAACAGGAGCGCUGUUGCAGAGCUCAGAUGUUCCUGGUUGCUGGACACCCAGGACCCCAAGCCCAUCGUGCUGCAGCUGGACCUGCGGCUGGGGCCCGGAGACUCGCUGCAUGUCUACGAUGGCCUGCUGCAGCGGGCGGAGCACCUCUUACAGGUGCUGUCGUAUCAUAACAACAGGCGGCCGGCGCUACUGGAGUCGAGUCGGGGACAGAUGAGUGUUUUGUACAUGGCCCAGCCUAACAGCCCUGGACAUGGCUUCAACGCCACGUACCAGGUCAAAGGUUACUGUUUUCCCGGCGAGCGUCCCUGUGGCAGUGAUCAGGGCUGCUACUCUGAGCGCCAACGCUGCGACGGCUACUGGCACUGCCCGUCCGGCCGCGACGAAGAGGCUUGCCCGACGUGCCCAGACGGAGAGUUUCCCUGCGAGGGCGGCGCUGGAGGGUGCUACCCAGCCUCCGAGCGCUGCAACAACCAGAAGAGGUGCCCGGAUGGGUCAGACGAGAAGAACUGCUACGACUGCCAACCCGGAAACUUCCACUGUGGGACUAACCUGUGCAUCUUUGAGACGUGGCGGUGUGACGGCCAGGAGGACUGCUUGGACGGGAGCGAUGAGAGGGACUGUCUGGCAGCGGUGCCCAGGAAAGUGAUCACAGCCGCCCUGAUCGGCAGUCUGGUCUGCAGUCUGCUGCUCGUCAUUGCCCUCGGCUGUGCCCUCAAACUCCACAGCCUCAGGAGCAGAGAGUACAGAGCUUUUGAGACUCAGAUGACUCGCAUGGAGGCCGAGUUUGUUCAGAGGGAGGCUCCCCCUUCCUACGGUCAGUUAAUCGCCCAGGGUCUCAUCCCCCCGGUGGAGGAUUUCCCAGUAUACAACCCCACACAGGCCUCUGUGUUACAGAAUCUGCGGUUGGCGAUGCGCAGGCAGAUCAGACGUCACUCGACACGACGCACCAACUCCUCCUCCUCGCGACGCCGCCUCAGCCAUCUGUUGAGUCGCCUGUUCCGCAGCGGAGGGCGAACCAGAGGCCAGGCUCCCCUGCUCAACCCCCCCGGGCCCACACAGAUCACGCUGGGGCUCCAUAGCUACCGAACUGUGGGGGUUCAUGGGCCACAGGCAAGGGCCAGGUCUGGGGCCGGGCUCGGAGGUGAUGUAGUGGGCAUGCCGGGCUCCUGCUGCUCCACCACCAUGGACCUGGAGCUCUGCACGCCCGAGAGCCCCGCGUCACCCCUCUCCCUGCAGUCAGUGGACAGUCCAGAGGAGGAGGAACUUUCACCUGUCAGCAGGGAAAGCAGCAGGGCUCCACAGUCUGAGCCCCCCACCCCUGUUCAGAGUGACUCUUCAACCAAUAGCGGACCCCCGCCCUCACCCCAGGAAGCCUCCGUACCCCCAUGCCUCUCCCGGGCAUCUAGGAAACUGGUCCUGGAGCUCGCGGUUAACUUAAAGGGUGUUUCCCUGAGACGUUACUCCCCCCUGGGGCCCUUGUCCCCUAUCACACCCCCCGUGUUUCCCAACAGCUCGCAGACAUCUACGCCCCACCUUCACUCCCAGGGGCUGGAGGCUACUUCACCUUCCGAGCCCUCGUCUUCUUCAGUGAAAGCCGAGGACAGGGAUGGCCACUUUACCGUGGACGUGCCAAGCAGGGAAAUAAGAAGCAGGGAUGAGAGGAGGAGGGAGCGCAAGAGCAGGCUCUGCAGGUUCAGCAGGACCUUCAGCGAUGAGGGGGGAGAUUCAGGGAGGGAGACAACACCAUGCUGA
Messenger RNA from Chelmon rostratus (copperband butterflyfish), 2541 nucleotides. RefSeq names its product low density lipoprotein receptor-related protein 3 (gene lrp3). The transcript is spliced from 7 exons. Lineage: Eukaryota; Metazoa; Chordata; Actinopteri; Chaetodontiformes; Chaetodontidae. Bases 40 to 2541 code for a protein of 833 amino acids. The record is from RefSeq and is a predicted model, not a curated record. Gene Ontology annotation, cellular component: plasma membrane. Gene Ontology annotation, molecular function: protein binding.